ACAGAGCUCUCUGACGUAAACAUGCUGUUGGUCUCCAAGCAGCCAGAUAAACAGUCACACACUGUGUAAGUGAUGAUGUCCUCAUAUGGAAAACACUGGACAAGGCCGAGAUGAAGAGUCAGUCUGCUCUGCUGCACCUGAAGCAUCAUUUACUGUUUACUGAGACUCAGUGGUUCAGACUUAUUCUGCCUAACGUGGCAAAGUGGGCGAGCCGGUCUACUCUCCGGGUCACAGUGGCUCUCAGACAACGUCGCCUGUCGCGCUGCCGCGACUCCGCAACAACAACCACAACGCCCUGACGGGAGGCUCUAAAGCCGCCAUGUCGGACGCCGUCCAGCUGUCGUCCCAGUCACAGGUCCACGUCACCCAGCUGUACGAGGAGAACACCAACAAGCGUCCGGUUCUGACCUCCCAGCCCAAUGGCCUGGCUCCUCUCAGCUCCGCCCGGCCCGGCCUGCCGCUGCCGGACCGUCAGACCUCGGCCUCGGAGCCCCCCCACCACGGCCGCCAGGGCAGCGCCGCCUCCAACAAGUCGAUGGACGGCAAGCCGAAGGCCGCCUCCUUGUCCCCGGAGCAGGCCAUGAAGCAGUUCAUGUCCAAGAUGUCAUCGAUGGAACACCACGAGGUGUUCAGCUACCCCGAAGUGUAUUUUGUCGGCCCGAACGCCAAGAAGAGGUCAGGGGUCAUGGGCGGAGCCAACAACGGCGGUUACGACGACGAUCAGGGAUCCUACAUCCAUGUUCCACAUGACCACAUCUCCUACCGCUACGAAGUCCUGAAGGUCAUCGGCAAGGGCAGCUUUGGACAGGUGGUGAAGGCCUUCGACCACAAGUCUCAGACCCACGUGGCUCUGAAGAUGGUCCGCAACGAGAAGCGCUUCCACCGGCAGGCGGCAGAGGAGAUCCGCAUCCUAGAGCACCUGAGGAAGCAGGACAAGGACUCGAGCAUGAACGUCAUCCACAUGCUGGAGAACUUCACCUUCAGGAACCACAUCUGCAUGACCUUCGAGCUGCUCAGCAUGAACCUGUACGAGCUCAUCAAGAAGAACAAGUUCCAGGGCUUCAGCCUCCCGCUGGUCAGGAAGUUCGCCCACUCCAUCCUGCAGUGUCUGGACUCGCUGCACAAGAACCGCAUCAUCCACUGCGACCUCAAGCCCGAGAACAUUUUACUCAAGCAGCAGGGACGCAGCGGCAUCAAGGUCAUAGACUUUGGUUCUAGCUGUUAUGAACAUCAGAGAGUUUAUACCUACAUCCAGUCCAGGUUCUACAGAGCACCAGAGGUCAUUCUAGGCUCCAGGUACGGGAUGCCUAUCGACAUGUGGUCUCUUGGCUGCAUCCUGGCCGAGCUGCUGACCGGUUACCCGCUGCUGCCGGGCGAGGACGAAGCCGACCAGCUGGCCUGCAUCAUCGAACUUCUGGGCAUGCCCAGCCAGAAGCUCCUGGACGCCUCCAAGAGAGCCAAGAACUUUGUGUCGUCCAAAGGCUACCCGCGGUACUGCGCCGUCACCACGCUGCCAGACGGCACCACCGUGCUGAACGCCGGCCGCUCACGGCGAGGGAAGGUACGCGGCGCGCCAGGCAGCAAGGACUGGAGCGCGGCGCUGAAGGGCUGCGAUGACCCGCUGUUCCUGGACUUCCUAAAGCAGUGUCUGGAGUGGGACCCAGCACUCAGGAUGACGCCCAGCCAGGCUUUGCGCCACCCGUGGCUGAGGAGGCGACUCCCCAAACCGCCGACGGGAACCUCCGCCGGGGACAAGACCUCCUCUUCGUCCAAACGGAGCACCACCACCACCGACAGCGCCAUCACCUCCAUCUCCAAGCUCGCCACCACCUCCUCAACCAUCACGUCCUCCUCCAAAACCAGGACUAACUUGGCAGCGAUCACCGAUGCCAACGGAAACAUCCAGCCUCGGACGGUGCUGCCCAAACUGGUCAGCUGAGAGUGAACGCACCCCGCUCGCUGUGGUGGGAGUUGUGAAGCUGCGCUGGUGAGCAACCAGAAACCAAACUGGUUUGUCCAGGUUGUUUUUUUCACGCUAGUCCCCACAGCGUUGUUGGGAGUGCGUUCAGGACAGUCAUGGAAACUUAGCGUUGGGGUGUUAAAAUGUGCAGAACGGCCAGGCUGGGAUGUAAGCCGAGCUGAAAGAAACUUUAUUAUAAAAGUG
Molecule: messenger RNA, 2164 nt
Organism: Sebastes umbrosus (honeycomb rockfish)
Lineage: Eukaryota; Metazoa; Chordata; Actinopteri; Perciformes; Sebastidae
Gene: dyrk2
Product: dual-specificity tyrosine-(Y)-phosphorylation regulated kinase 2
Exons: 7
Coding region: 320-1939 (539 amino acids)
Biological process (GO): peptidyl-threonine phosphorylation; peptidyl-serine phosphorylation
Cellular component (GO): nucleus
Molecular function (GO): protein serine/threonine kinase activity; ATP binding; protein serine/threonine/tyrosine kinase activity
Source: RefSeq, a predicted model, not a curated record